AUGGGGGUUAUCUUUCCCAUUGAGACCCAGGGCCAAAAGCAAGUGCUGGGUGUUGCAUUUACCUUUUCUUUCUUGGCUGUGAUAGCAGUGAGCUUACGUCUCAUCUCCCACAAGCUCGCGCGCAAAGAAUGGAUCGCUAGUGACUACUUUAUCAUUGCCGCUUGCAUAUUCGCAGUUGGUCUUCAAUCGAUCAGCAUCACAGGGGUAUUCCAAGCCGGCAUUGGAUAUGACCAUGUCACUACAAUCGCCGCCAAAUACGGAAUGGAGCCUAUUACCAAGCUCCUGAAACUGAUUAUCCCAUUACAGUUUCUCUGGGUUCUGAGUCUCAGCUGCACCAAGAUCUCGAUUCUGAGCCUGUACAUCCGCAUCUUUCCCAUCGCCUGGGUAAAAUGGGUUUCAUGGGCAACGAUGGGCGUCAUCAUCGCCUGGACGAUCGCAACAAUUCUCGCCGGGUGUUUGAUCUGUCGCCCAUUCGCAUUUAACUGGGACCAAACGAUCCCUGGCGGAUCUUGCGGGGACCAAGUGAGCUCCUUCACGGUAACUGGAGUCAUCAAUCUAGUCACCGAUAUCAUCGUACUGGUGACUCCGAUGCCGCGAUUGUAUAUGCUACAAAUGGCCACAUACAAAAAAGUGACUUUGAUCACUGUUUUUGGACUGGGAUUAGUCACAUGCAUUAUCAGCGCCUUUCGCAUUUCCGUUCUCUCUACAAUGAAUUUCAGCGAUAUCACAUACACUCUCCCCCGCGCCAAUAUCUUCAGCGGUAUAGAGCCCUGCCUUGCCGUGACACUUGCCUCGAUCCCGAUGAUGCGUCCCCUUCUUGGACGAUCAAAUUACACUCCCGAUAUCACUGCCCGUCGAACAAGUAAAGCCUCCAAUCCAACUGCGGGGUCCGACGACCACGAUGACAAUGGGUUCCGAGAACUGGAUGAUGACUCGAGUCAGUUGUCGCUGAGGCCUCUGGAAGGUUUGAAGCAUAAGGUUCGUGUCGCCGUACGGAACAGGGACAGGAGAAAUUCGGCAGAAGAUUCUGAACGUAAUAAUCAUGGUCAGAAGGAGAGUGGUGGAAUCUCGGUCAAACAGGAAUGGGCUGUGCAACAUGGGGCACGGAAAUAG
Molecule: messenger RNA, 1113 nt
Organism: Penicillium soppii
Lineage: Eukaryota; Fungi; Ascomycota; Eurotiomycetes; Eurotiales; Aspergillaceae
Product: putative integral membrane protein
Exons: 3
Coding region: 1-1113 (370 amino acids)
Source: RefSeq, a predicted model, not a curated record